This is a messenger RNA of Daktulosphaira vitifoliae (grape phylloxera), 919 nucleotides long. It is a transcript of the gene zetaCOP, whose product is annotated as coatomer subunit zeta-1. NCBI's taxonomy places the organism in Eukaryota, Metazoa, Arthropoda, Insecta, Hemiptera, Phylloxeridae. The transcript is spliced from 6 exons. Gene Ontology annotation, cellular component: COPI vesicle coat. Gene Ontology annotation, biological process: intra-Golgi vesicle-mediated transport; intracellular protein transport; retrograde vesicle-mediated transport, Golgi to endoplasmic reticulum. The record is from RefSeq and is a predicted model, not a curated record. Bases 332 to 823 code for a protein of 163 amino acids.
AAUAGAUAAUUUUUUAUUUUAUAUUUUAAAUUUAUAUGAAUUUUUCGAAGAAUAAUGAUAGUUUGGUAAUCUAAUACAAUAUUAUUAUACAUUAAAAAAAUCUUAUUAGCCAUCAAUUCUAAUUGUUUCAAUAUUUGUCUAAAUUUGAGUAAUUUAAUAUAAGUCAUGGAUUGUGCGUUACUGAAACGUUUUCUAUAUGGAAGCUGAUAAGAAUACUACUACGGCCCUAUUAAUGACUAAUGAGAAGAUACUUGAGUAGAAAUUAGGUAGAUUGAUCCAUCUCGAAUGUGUGCGGGGAUAACAGGAACCAACUCUUUAUACAAUUAAAGGAAUGGCUAUUUUAGAUAAUGAUGGAAACCGUAUUUUAGCUAAGUAUUAUGAUAACAAUAUUUUUCCUACUAUGAAAGAACAAAAAGAAUUUGAGAAAAAUUUAUUUAAUAGAACACACAGAGCAAAUGCAGAAAUUAUUAUGUUGGAUGGUAUAACAUGUUUAUAUAAGAGCAAUGUAGAUUUAUUUUUCUAUGUAAUGGGAAGUUGUCAUGAAAAUGAGUUACUUUUAAUGAGUGUCCUCCAAUGUAUGUAUGAUUCCAUAAGUCAGAUUCUCAGGAAAAAUGUAGAAAAACGUGUAGUUCUUGAUAAUUUAGAUGUUGUAAUGCUGGCUUUAGAUGAAAUAUGUGAUAAUGGGAUUAUUUUGGAAGCCGAUUCUGGUGCUGUUGUUCAAAGAGUUGCAUUAAGAGCUGAUGACAUUCCAAUAGGGGAGCAAACAGUUGCUCAAGUUUUUCAAUCAGCAAAAGAACAAUUAAAAUGGUCUUUGUUAAAAUAAAAGUUAUUGGGAAUUAAAUUUAUAAUUAUUUUAUUGUAUAAUAAAUUAUUUCACUUAUUGCUAAUUCUAUAAAAUACAAGAAUAAUAUUGAGAAAA